Messenger RNA from Alternaria ethzedia, 5166 nucleotides. RefSeq lists its product as uncharacterized. Gene Ontology annotation, biological process: protein phosphorylation. Gene Ontology annotation, molecular function: microtubule binding; protein kinase activity; ATP binding. The transcript has 4 exons. The record is from RefSeq and is a predicted model, not a curated record. Lineage: Eukaryota; Fungi; Ascomycota; Dothideomycetes; Pleosporales; Pleosporaceae. The coding region runs from base 1 to 5166 and encodes 1721 amino acids.
AUGUCGCUGAUUCCCUACGCCCCGGCUGAGUCGCGGGAGAUUGUGCUUGACGCGGAGGAACAUACUGCGCCUGGCAUACCUACCGAAAAUGGCUUCGUCAAUCCCGCAUACUUCCAAAUGCUGCGCCGGAGUCAGCCAGGAUCAACAGAGGGAUCACGACCCUCAUCGCCACAUAAACAACUCGCGCCUGCCCCUUUGCGCAUGGGUAGCUUCGACCCGCCACCAGGUUCUGAGUUUGUGGGAAGCACACCGACUCAGCCAGCUAGAAGCCAGGGUAUAUCUGCCAGAGCCUUCAGUCCCAACUACUUCAAGGACUUCUUCAUAGAAGAGCGGGAGCUGGGCAGAGGAGGCAAGGGUGUGGUCUUGCUGGUGCAGCAUAUCCUAGACGGCGUGCACCUGGGCAAGUUCGCUUGCAAGCGCGUGCCAGUCGGCGACGAUCACGAAUGGUUGGAGAAAGUCUUGAUCGAAGUGCAACUACUGCAGACCCUGUCGCACGAGAACCUGGUAUCAUACCGGCAUGUAUGGCUGGAGGACUACCAGAUAUCCAGCUUUGGCCCAAGUGUACCGUGCGCGUUCAUACUGCAACAGUACUGCAAUGCUGGCGAUCUCCACGACUAUAUUCUAGACUCUAUGAAGACAUCUGUAACCAAGGAGCAGAUGAAGGAGCGACUCAGGAGGAGGUCCAAGGGCCAGCUGGAAGAUCCAGAGGACGUGCAUGGACCGCGUCGGAUGCACUUCGAAGAGAUCAUAUCCUUCUUCAAAGACAUCACAUCCGGGUUGAGUCACCUUCAUGCCAACGGCUACAUACAUCGAGACCUGAAGCCUAGCAACUGCUUGCUCCAUCGUACUGGCCGCAAGAUCAAAGUUCUAGUUAGCGAUUUCGGCGAAGUGCAGUCUGCGAACACAGCGAGAAAUUCGACAGGAGCAACUGGAACCAUCUCAUACUGCGCCCCCGAAGUGCUUCGUCAAGAGCGACCUGGAGGUGCUUUUGGCAAUUUCACAACCAAGUCUGACAUCUUUUCGCUCGGUAUGAUCGUCUACUUCAUGUGUUUUGCACGACUGCCAUACCGAAACGCGGACGGUAUCGAUGAGGACAACGAGGACCUAGAUCAGCUGAGGGCGGAGAUCUCGACUUGGGCUGGUAUCGACGACGAACAGCGGGUUCGCUCAGACUUGCCUGAAAAGCUAUACAGAUCGCUGAAGACGCUCCUCGCCAUCAACCCCGAUGAACGCCCAGGUGCAGAGGAAAUCCUGAAUGUCCUGAAAUCACCACUGGUAUUCGACGAGUACAACGCAUAUGCAGGCCCAUCGGGUCUCGACGAGUUCAGUCCUCGUAUAUCGCGAGCCGACACGCCCAGCCCGUCACCUAACCAAGGUAACAAAAAGCGUACUUCGAUCAACUACACACGGCCAGGUCGAUCGCAUCUCAGCGCAACUGUCAUGGACCGCUCGCCUAGUCCGCCACGUCCGCAGCCGAUGAGGAGGCAGUCUUCUGAGGACGGGGCGGUGAUCUUGCGGAGGAAAUUGGAGUUUCCGCCGCCCCCUUCUGGAGGGAGAACGCCAUCACCGCAGCGUCUCAUGCUCCCUCCACCACCGCCUGCGAGUGCAUCAUCAAGACUGUACAGACUGUCAAGGAACCCCGCUACCAUUAGUACUACCAAGACUUUGCUGUUCUGCGCAAAGGCUUAUAGUUUGCUGUCGCCUUGUCAGCCGUUUGCGGCGGACCCACGCGUCCUGUAUCCGUUGUUCGACUCGAAUCCCACGCAGCGCUCGGGCUUCGGCACCAACACGUCUCAGUUCUUUGACGACCCGGACAUUCUCAUGUCCACACAGCACAACAUUGGCGAAGACACAAACACACUUCCAGCAUACCCGCACAUUCGGUCAACAGCCAAGAAGAUGAACACCUGGGCUCCAUUCCGCUCCCAGCAGGUCCAGCCGGACACAUCCAUGGUAAACAAGGAGUUCGGCGACUUUGACCACAGUAUAUCCGACGAGGAAAGCAUGGCCGUCGAACAGGCACGAGGUAACCGCAGCAACCGCGGUACUCCCAGCAAGAUGAGCUCUCAGUUUAACAGCCUUUACGACAUCACACCCCCCACCAACCGGUCGCGCAAGUCAUACCAGGCAGAGACUGGUAGCCUUCGACGCGACGCGGCGAUCCGACGCGCCUCACGCAACGACCUCGAUACUGCAUCGCCGCGUCCUUCAAGCAAGCGCAACUCCCCCGCCCUCUCUACAAAGGAAGACCGCAAGCGUACUUCUCUCGCACAGCUGCACGCGAAGCUCUCGGAAGACGAGUCAUCGUUCAUGGAGCACCGGCCACCAACACUGACCAUGGACUCGGCCAAGAACACGCGCUGGGGCAACAGGAGCCGACAGACCUCCCUCCAAACUGACGGCAACGUCGACCAGCCGCAAUCAAAAGCUACAUCCCGCUCCAGGCCGGCUACAGCACAGAACGCGACUGCGCAAUCUUUUAUUCUGCCCGACAUCCCCAACCUUACCGAGCUUGUCUCUGGCGUCUUCGACGAUGGCACACCAGUCUUUUCCAAGACCGCACCCUCAAGAUCACGCUUCGCUGCUCCUCCAUACGGUGGUCGCCGACCAUCGCAUAUCCCAAUCGAUGGUGCGCCGAUACCCGACGAAGAGAAGGCCAUCUUCGCUGCCCUCCAGCAGCUACAGGAGAAGAUUGCAGAUAUGGAGCGUGAGCGUGAGGAGAAGGACAAGAAGAUGGAUGAGCAGGAACUGGAGUUGAUCGAGCUGAGAGCGACUACUCAAGCUCAAGAGAAACUGCGACGAAGCGACAGCGCGCAGGACUCUGAUGCGGGCGGAAAGAGCGGCUGGAAGGUCGAGAAGACGCGUCUUGACGCGACAGUACAAACCCUCCGAACCAAGCUUGAUCGCGCCGACCGCAAAUUUGCCGUACUCGAAAUCGAGAAGAAACGCCUAAGCACCGAGCGCGACAACAUGGCGAACCAGCUUGGGGUUGCCUUCCAGACCUGCGAAGAACUUAAGACCGAGAAGAACGCUUUGAGCCACGAGAACGAGCAGCUCCGCCAGGAGAUUGACAACCUUCGCGAACAACUCGAACAAGACCAGUCACACCACCGCGAAGAGACAACUCAGCUUCGUCAGCAGUUCGACCAAGCCGCGAAUGCAACCCAGAGGGAGAACGCCAACCUACAUGCCGAGUUGGCUCGCGUACGCGCUCAACAGGACGAGAACACCCAGCAGUUGACUCGUAGGGACAUGGAACUGCGAAAGGCGCGUCAAGAGCAUGCUGAGUAUGCUCGUUUGAAGUCCGACCACGAGUCGCUCAAGGCUCAAUUGGCAGAAUUCAAGGCGAAGCGCGAAGAGGAGGCUCAGCGCUGGUCUCGUCAAGAAGCUUCGUUGCGAGCUCAGGUUGGCCGACGCGACGACACCAUCCGACACUUCGAGGAUAUGACACAGGAGCGUACCAACGAAGCCAUGCGUCUGGACAAUGAGAACCUUCGAAACGAGCUUCGCGAAUUGCAAGCCCAGCAAGAUGAGGAGAACGAGGAGUGGGCCAGGAAGGAGGCAGAGUUGCAGCGAAAGAUUCGCCAGCGUGAGAAUGCUCGAAAGGCUAGGGACAGCGAACAGCACCUUGACGAUACCACCGGCCCCGUUUCAAGAACUAGGGAUACGGACCACAUCUUUGAAGACACCCUGCAACGCAAGCCUAGCUAUCGCCGCGAAGACACACGUACGCGCAUCAGGAACCGUGUCCAGCAGGAAGUCCGCAACAGCAAGGUCGCUGGAGUACCAAACCAAGAGAGCCCGCGGAAGUCGUUCACUGGACAUUCGCGAUUCUCAACCCGUAGCGUGUCGGCUCCUGUUCCUGCUGACAAGCACGCCCGCGCCGAGAGUGAUGUGGAGUCGACGACCGAUCUGUCUCUUGCGCCUCGCGCAACUCUUCGCAUCUCACGAAACCCCACUUUGACGAGGCAGACCACGACCGUUCAGCCUCCUGCUGACCUAAGUCUGACAGAGUUGAGCUUCUUCCCCCAGGAGGAGAUUGCUAGGCUUCGACGAUCUCUGGAAGAACAGCGAGCUGCUGAGCGCCAUGGUGCUUCAUCUGCUAGAACUGAGGAGCCAGUGCGCGAGGAUACCGUUCGAUCGCAGCGCCAGACUCGUGAAGACACUGUCAGGUCAGUCGCUUCCGCUAAGAGCGAGCGACGGCCCUCCCUUGUGCGCAAAUCAUCGCUCAAGGAUACCACUCAGCGCACCACCAACACUCAUUUCGAGGAAGACACUGGCAAUAUGUCGAACUUGGACGCCGACGCUGAAGCCACCCAAACAAAGCAAUCGGCCAUCGACGCGUCCAUGCUCAGCAACACCAGCCGCAGACGCCGCAGCGCUCCCACCGAAAUGACAUCCGCCUUCAUCCUCCCCGACAUCAAGCUCAGCACCGCAAACCAAACCACUACCUCCCGCAAACCCAUCACCAAAGACCACGACAACGACAACUGCACCGUCUGCCGCCGCGAAGGCUACACCACAGCCACCGGUCCCCUCCGCGUCCCCAAACUCGUCUCUGUAUCCACGCGCACAGCCGACGAACCCGACGCAACCCUCCGCCCAGCACAAUCCCCGCGCGAAGCCCUCGCCCUCGUCGUCAAAGGCCUAAAAGACGAACGCGUCCACCUCUGGGCCGAGCUCGCCGUUCAAGGCGCCCUCCUCGAGCAGCACGACCCCAGCUUGGGUAAGCGCCGCCGCGACGCCCUCAACGCCUCGAUCCAAGACCUGCACCGCCGCCUCGAAUGGCUAGACAUGCAGAUCUACCGCCUCCACGACGUGCUCGAAGGCCAAAAAGCUGAUGAGCUCACCGAAGCGGAAUUUGACGACCUUACACAAGAAGUUCUUGUCCAACAGUCUGAACAAGAGCAAGACGAUGCAAACACGGAGAAAUCGGUGCCUACUGGUGGAAAGAAGAAGGCGAAGAAAGUUACGAUUCGCAGCUUUGUUGAUGAGGAUGAGGAUGAGAGUGUGGAGCUGAGGCGGAGCACCGCGCAACAGGAUCACGGGGCGGAGGAGAGUGGGGAUGAGACGCAUGAACUUCCUUGGGAAGGGUUUGGUGAGGAGAGUAUGGAGGGAGAUGUUAGUUUUAAUGCGUUGGAGGGGUGGAGGGCGAGUGUGCAUUGA